This is a messenger RNA of Phasianus colchicus (ring-necked pheasant), 2550 nucleotides long. The record is from RefSeq and is a predicted model, not a curated record. NCBI's taxonomy places the organism in Eukaryota, Metazoa, Chordata, Aves, Galliformes, Phasianidae.
AGGGGCGUGGCCUCCGCCCCGCCGCCUCACGGGUCCGCCGCCAUCUUGUUUCUCGGCCGCCGGGCGCGCGCUCUGCUCCGGCCGCACCCCUCCCCCUCCCUCCCGCCUCCCGCCAGCCGGGCCGGAGGCAGCGCGGCCGCCGGGCGGAGGAGGCGGAGGUCGCGGCGCCGACCGGCACGUUCCCAGCAUGUCUACAGAUGGCAGCUUCGGCACAGGCAGCAGCAGCGAUGCCCAGCAGAGCCUGCAGUCCUUCUGGCCCCGCGUCAUGGAGGAGAUCCGCAACCUCACGGUGAAAGACUUCAGGGUUCAGGAGCUGCCCCUGGCUCGGAUUAAGAAGAUAAUGAAACUAGAUGAAGAUGUGAAGAUGAUUAGUGCUGAGGCUCCUGUGUUGUUCGCCAAGGCAGCUCAGAUAUUCAUAACAGAACUGACUUUGAGGGCCUGGAUCCACACAGAAGACAACAAGCGCAGGACUCUGCAGAGGAAUGACAUUGCCAUGGCAAUUACAAAGUUUGAUCAAUUUGACUUUCUUAUUGACAUCGUCCCAAGAGAUGAGCUGAAGCCUCCGAAGCGUCAGGAAGAGGUACGUCAGGCUGUGACCCCAGCUGAACCCGUGCAGUAUUAUUUCACGCUUGCUCAGCAGCCUGCUGCAGUGCAGGUCCAGGGGCAGCAGCAAGGACAGCAGACCACGACAUCUACAACCACCAUCCAGCCGGGGCAGAUCAUCAUUGCACAGCCACAGCAGGGGCAGGUGGGAGAAGGCCAGCAGGUGCAGAUUGUGCAGGCCCAGCCACAAGGACAGAGCCAGCAGGCACAGAGUGGGACCGGGCAGACCAUGCAAGUCAUGCAGCAGAUCAUCACCAACACGGGGGAGAUCCAGCAGAUCCCGCAUGUUGAAGAACCACAGUCUGUGCUGGAGGAAACACCUUUCCCUUCUUUGCUUCCAGCGAGUGAAAUACAGCAGAACACGGAGCCACGCACUCACCAUGAGAGCAGAGUGCCUGGGAAGCACACGUUGUGUGGAUUCACAGAGUUACAGUCCUUGGUCUAUUCACUGCUGCUCUCUGUUCUGCUCUCUUUCUGCUCCUCUUUUAUUCUUUCUCCCCUAAAUCUCCUUCCUAUCUUGGUGCAAUUAGUGUUACCUUCUGGCAGUUCUUUUCACUCUGCUGUCUGUUAGGGUUCAGCUCAAAAUCUUCCUUAACACGAAUGCAAAAGGCUGAAACACAGAACUGGUAGCAUCUGCUAACAUAGAAGUGUUGGGAGAAUGGCCUUCUUAAACAAACGGAGUAAAGCUGGAAGGAAGGCAGUAAAUGCAUCCAUUAAAUAGCAGCCAUUUGUUUGCCCACGUGAAUUCUGUGUUAAAUUUCAUCCAUGCCUUUGCCUUGACCUUGCUGGGAUGGCUCUUUGGAGGUUGCCCUCAUUUCUGGAAGAACAGUGAAUUGCUUCCAUCCAUUCUGUUGGGAGCGUGGUUGAAAUGGAAGCAGGAAGCUGCAGUGUGGAGAACUUGCUCAGCAGGCAGAGCUCAGUGCAGAAAUGGAUUCUUCACUGAAAUGUGUGCUUGUGUGGAGUUGAUUUGAUCCUGAAAUAAUAUUGGUGCUUUUGGACACAACUGGGAAGGCAGCAGUGGGUGGCAGUGCCAGGGCUGUAUGCCAGGGGCUCCAGCCAUGGUCACUAAAGGUGUUCAGGUGCUCUGCAUGCCUUCCUUUCCCCUCCUUAAAAACAAAAAAUACCUCAAAAUAUUUUGUAUGUAAUGCACCGUAAGGCUGUGAAUCAAAGUGUUCCGAAGUUAAACAGUGCAACAUGAAGAACUCAGUGGUAGUCUCAAUCACCUGGUGACCUUUUUAUUGCCUCUCAGUGUGUCUUAGUCCCACUAGCUGCUUCUGUCACAGAAAACCCAAACUGAGAGCUGAGGUUACUAAGGUGGCUCUGCUCAGACCCCUCUCCCCAGGCAUCCAAGAUCCAGGCUGUAGGAAAUAAAUGAACUUGCAUUGGAAUGUGACACACAGCGCUGACACAAAGCGUUGGCCUUUGCCAGGUAAAGAAGAGUUGCACUUAAGGGCUCUAGAUAUUAUCUUGUGAUAUCCCUGAGUUUUGUCAUCUCUACUGUCUUCAAUUAUUUGAAAAUUUCCUGUGUUUUCUUUAUGUUUUUGGCAGCAUGUAGCAGGAGUGUCGUGAUGUGCAGCUAGCUCGGAGGAGUUGUCUGUAUGUGAAAUGAUAGAUCAAGCAGUAGCUGCAUUCUGGUGACUAAAAGGGAAAAUAAGUGUUCUUGAUGCUCUGAAACAAAGCACUUAAUAUGCUUUAGCUACUAACUGGCCUUUUGUCCUGGAGAAGGAAGUCCUGUUAUUCUUCAUGGUUCUCCUUCAAGAGCCUGGAGGAGUUCUGUGGACUUGGCUCUUGCCCUGUGCUAAUUCCUCACCCCCACCGGUGAUCAGCUGGAGCUCCCCAGUCUCAUCUAUUACCCUGGCUUCUGUUGUGGAAACAAGAAGGCAAGUUUGUGUGUUUCAGGUUACACAGUUACCUGUUUAAUUUUCUUUCCCUGCCCCCUCCGCUUGU